CGUCACUGCAGGCGCCCAGGCACACGCUUGCAAUGCUAAGAAGUAUCGUCGCCAUGUUGUCAAUGUCGUCGCCGCCGGUAGACUGCGACGUUCGUUCAUGCAAACGCGUUUUGUAGAGACGCGCACAGUUGUUGCUACUUCCUGCACUGUACUUUCAUCCUCUGCGUCAAAAUCUUCACCAGUAAUUGUAAUGACACAGCGACCGACAUCGUGACAAAACAACUUCCCACGAUGGCCACCCACGCUCAGGAAGAGCCCACGGUCUCGCCUACCGGGAUGGUAAUCGACGAGCCCACAUUCCCAGACAUCGCAGGCGUUUCAGCAUCACAGAAGGCGGGCACAAUAAUAAACUUUCCAACACCAACAGAUCCCACACCCGCACACAUCUCUCAAUAUAACCUUCCGGAGCCUGAGACCCCAGAACAGCCUUCUAAGGCCGAGACACAACAAGCUUCGGCCCCACGACGACUACAGGAACGAUCGGCGACAGAGCGACCGAAGCCGUCGACUAAGAACUCAAUCCUCAGACACACGCCUACCUCUCGAAAACAACGACCAGCGCCAGUCCAACGACAGACAACCGUCACGUUCGAUCAUAGUUCUUCGGACUCGGACUCCUCCGAAGAUGAACAGUUGCCUGCGAAGAGCACCAGCCGCGACGAGGCAGUGCAGCGCGAAGAGUCUCGAACCCUCUCGCAAAGCAAACGACGAUCCUCGACCAUGAACCCCUUCGCACGUUUCAAAGUCUCUAAUGAGCACUUCCAGACUAGAGGGUCUGUCAAGAGCGAUGGACGUCUCAAGCUGAGCAUCUUGGAAGAAGACCUGGGCAGCGGAUACAUAGCAAAGGCUCUGGGCGCUAUAAUACCGAAGCAUGGAAGAGACAACGAGGGUCAGAGCGUGCACUCCUACGAUACUGCUGGAGCCAACGCUGGCAAGAUUGCACCAGAGCAAGACGAGAUGGAGCAUGACCCUUCACGACGUCUUCGACUCAACAUUGUUAUCAUCAUCAUUGGAUCGAGAGGAGAUAUACAGCCGUUCAUUCGUAUUGGCAAGAUCUUGAAAGAGGACUAUGGACAUCGCGUUCGAAUUGCCACCCAUCCAGCGUUCAAGGACUUCGUAGAAAAAGAUUCUGGCCUCGAGUUCUUUUCUGUGGGCGGUAACCCAGCUGAGCUGAUGGCCUUCAUGGUCAAAAACCCUGGUCUCAUCCCAAAUUUGGACACAAUCAAAGGUGGCGAGAUCGGUCGACGCAGAGCACAGAUGUAUGAGAUGUUUCAGGGCAUGUGGCGCGCAUGCAUCAAUGCUACAGACGACGAGACUGAUCAUAUGAAUGCAAAGAUGAUGGGAGACAAGGCACCCUUCGUCGCCGACGCCAUCAUUGCGAACCCACCUAGUUUCGCCCCCGCACACAUCGCUGAGAAGCUAGGCAUACCGCUUCAUAUGAUGUUCACGUUCCCGUACACACCGACAACACAAUUUCCACAUCCGCUCGCGAACAUCAAGGUCAGCAACGUUGAGCCCUCGUACAGCAAUUUCAUGUCAUAUCCUCUUGUUGAGAUGAUGAUGUGGCAAGGUCUUGGAGAUCUAAUCAACCGCUUCCGAACUCAAAUACUGCAUUUGGAAGAUAUCAGUACCCUCUGGGCACCUGGCCAGCUGUAUCGACUGAAAGUGCCUUACACAUACAUGUGGUCUCCAGGAAUCAUACCAAAACCAAAGGACUGGGGCCCAGAGGUCGACAUCACUGGCUUUGUGUUCCUGGAUUUGGCAUCUAACUUCACACCUCCAGACGACCUGAAAAAGUUUUUAGACGCUGGCGACCCUCCCGUGUACAUUGGGUUCGGUUCAAUCGUUGUCGAUGACCCUGAUCGGUUCACCAAGCUGAUUUUUGAGGCGGUCGAGAUGGCUGGUGUGCGCGCUUUGGUUUCCAAAGGUUGGGGCGGCUUUGGAUCGAAUUCGGAUUGUCCAGACAACGUCUUCAUGCUGGACAACACCCCACACGAUUGGUUGUUCCCAAGAUGCAAAGCAGUUGUACAUCACGGAGGAGCUGGUACCUGCGCUAUUGGUCUCAAGUGUGCGAAGCCAACCAUGAUCGUGCCCUUCUUUGGUGACCAACCAUUCUGGGGUGCCAUGGUGAGCAAAGCGAAGGCAGGAGCACACGAGUGCAUACCUUACAAGGACCUGACUGCCGACCGAUUAGCUGAAGGCAUCAAACAAUGCCUGACAGAAGAGGCGCAAAAGAAUGUACAGAAGAUUGCAGAUGACAUUGAGGCGGAGGGAGAUGGGGCCUUGAACGCCGUGCGAUCCUUCCAUCGGAGUUUGCCGCUCCACGGCGAGGCAAGCAUGCGCUGCGACUUUCUGGAUAACCACGUGGCGACCUGGAAGAUCAAGAACACUAAUGUCAAGCUCUCAGCACUCGCGGCUGAGAUACUGGUCAACAAGAAGAAGCUCAAAUGGAACGAGCUGCGUCUGAUCCGUCACUACGAGUGGAAUGAUUUUGGCGGCCCUGGCGAGCCAGUCACCGGGCUGUGGGGGAGCAUCUACACAACUUUAACAGACGCAGCACUGGGCGUGGGCUCUGUUCCUGUUGAGAUGGGCAAGAGUUUGAAGAAGCGCGAGAGGUUGUGGGAAAAGAAAAGACAACACCAAAAGAAGAAGGAACAGAGAAAAGAAACCAUGGAGAGGGCAAACGCUGAGCUGGAGAACGAGAAGAAGAACUCUGCUGAGAAACAUGUUGCGAAGAAAGAACAACAGCAAAACGGCGAUAGACCUAAGCCAGAACGCGGAGUGUCCAGCUCAUCGAGGAUCAGUGAACCUGAACAGACACUGAACGAAGAGCUUGCACAUGAGGCGGAAUUUGGGUUCAGAAAGACCGGCCACGCACUUGCACGCUUCCCUAUGAAUGUUACUCUCGCCCUUACCCAAGGGUUCCACAACGCACCUCGGCUUUACGGAGACGAGACCGUUCGACGCCCACCACGAGUUACUGGGAUACACUCUGGUCUUCGCGCUGGUCGCGAUGAGCUAGUAUAUGGUAUUGCAGAUGGAGUCACUGGAAUCGUAACCCAGCCAAUUCGAGGGGCAAAGGAACGUGGCUUGGUGGGAGCCGUGCGAGGUGUCGGUUUUGGUAUCGGUGGCUUUGUCUUGAAAGACAUCGCAGCUUUGCUCGGCCCGUCGGCUUAUUUCAUGAAAGGCCUUGACGCCGAAUACAUGAAAAAGUACCAGCCCACUACCUUCAUUCGUAGAGCGCGCAUUGCACAAGGUCAGCAGGAAUUGCAGCAGCUCGAGCACAAGACUCGUGUCACGCAUAUCAGAGAGGCGGAGGGUAAAGACGUAGAGACCAAAGAAAACAGAGACGAAGUCGAAGAUAACGUCUCCAUUCGGUGGGCAGCGCUGAGACAAGCUAUAGCAGAAGAGAAGAAGAACAACAAGCAAGGCAUCAUUGCUUCCCUUACUGGUACCGGCGAGAAGAAAGCGGGCACCAUGGUUCCACGCAAGAGCAUCUCCGUCAAGAAGCCAACAGAUCGAAUGCCGCCGAAGUCAGCCACUGCACCAGCUGUAAAAGAUUCAAAGGGCAGGAACAGUAGAGACUAUGACCAGAUAAAAAAGGACUUUGACUCGCAGCAUAGGAGGAGUUCGACCCUCAAUCGCAGCAGCACAGAGCCUCUUUCCAGAAGAAGUUGGGAUGACAGCAGCGCCAUCAAGCCCGAGAAGCCAGAGCAGAAGGAAAGGCCGAGAAGUAUCCACGAAGAGCCCGAAUUUGAGGAGACACAUGUGCUGGGCAACGCGCAUCUAAAGCAAGACGUGGACAGUGAGGAUGAGAAGAGGCACGAUCCCGUACCGAGUGCACCGACUGCUGAGAUUGAUGCAGAGGGGCAACAGGAUUCAGAGCAGGACCCAAACCGUCUUCAAGAACCCGGCCAUGCAUCCCCUGAUUCCAGCUCGGACACCACGAAAGUUGAUUCCGAGACAGUCGACUGGGUCAAAAAAAGACUUCAAGUCGAAGACAGGGAGGGCGCAGAUGGGACCAGGGUCAUCAACGCGUGAGUCAAAGCAGCAUAAUUUCGUUUGUAUACUAGGUAGCCUAGAUGAGUAUAACAUUUGUAAUCGAGAUACCCCACAAUCACAUCUUUAAGCCUUAG
Messenger RNA from Boeremia exigua, 4136 nucleotides. RefSeq lists its product as uncharacterized. NCBI's taxonomy places the organism in Eukaryota, Fungi, Ascomycota, Dothideomycetes, Pleosporales, Didymellaceae. Gene Ontology annotation, biological process: carbohydrate metabolic process. The transcript is spliced from 3 exons. The record is from RefSeq and is a predicted model, not a curated record. The coding region runs from base 232 to 4041 and encodes 1269 amino acids. Gene Ontology annotation, molecular function: UDP-glycosyltransferase activity; hexosyltransferase activity.